Messenger RNA from Dufourea novaeangliae, 654 nucleotides. Its product is annotated as ankyrin repeat domain-containing protein 39-like. The coding region runs from base 82 to 654 and encodes 190 amino acids. The record is from RefSeq and is a predicted model, not a curated record. Lineage: Eukaryota; Metazoa; Arthropoda; Insecta; Hymenoptera; Halictidae. The transcript is spliced from 3 exons. Gene Ontology annotation, molecular function: protein binding.
CGGUGGGCUAGACUGUAUCCUUUUAUUGGACAAAUACAAACGAAAAUCAUUCAUAUAACAGUAGCCAACCAGAAGAUAAACAUGGAGCAUGAUCAUAGUCAUGAUCACAAUGCAUGCUGCUGUGCAGAUGACAAUGUUGGUGUUCGCCAAUCUCUCACUGAAAUGGAUUUUGAACGAGGAAUUUGGUAUGCAGCGCAAUACAAUGAGGUGGAUCGUGUAAAAACAUUGUUGGACAAGGGUGCUUCAGCUAGUUCAGAAGAUUCUGCUGGAUACACACCCUUGCAUUACGCGGCUCGGAAUGGACAUUACGAUGUCUGCAAAAUAUUAUUAGAAAAGGGUGCAAUGGUGAAUGCACAAACCCGGUGUGGACAUGCCACUGCUUUGCAUAGAGCAGCUAUGCAAGGGCAUGCUUAUAUUGUUCUCCUGUUACUCAAAUCUGGCGGAAACCCCAAUUUGAAAGACGCGGAUGGUUAUACCGCUCUGCAUAGAGCACUUGUAACACGUUCUGUAACUGUAUGCAAAUUUCUGAUACCGUGUACAGAUUUAACAUUACUUACAAACAAAGAACAAAGUAUAGAACAAUUGGCGAACGAAAAGUGUCCUGACAUUUUGUCCUUUCUAUCAACAUAUAUGAAGACAGAAUACAAUAAAUAA